AUGGUCCCCUCAUAUGCGCAUACUACUCCUCAACCCCAAUUCCUCCGAGGUCAUGACCAGAGGCAUGGUGCAGGCUGCCAAAUCUACCCCCGUAUCCAAUGUAUGAAUGCUACCGACACAAAAAAACAUGGACGAGCAGGGGACAUGCUGACUCUCCCCGAGUCUGUAGAAAUGCACUCCAUGACGGCCAGCUCCACGGCUCCACCUAGCAUCGACAACAGUGAAGACAUCCAGACGAGCACAAAAGUCGUGUUGAGCGAGCUGCCAGCCGCAGAUUUUGCACGGAAUAACUGGGAUGCCAUCCUGGUGGCCUGUUUUAGCGUCCACAGCCUCGUUCCGGAGCUGUCAAAUUGGUUUGAUGGGCCGGUGACGGGCAUUUUUGAAGCCAGCAUCUUGACCGCCAUGGCUCUGCUAAGGCCCGGUGAGCAAUGGGGGAUCGUGACGACGGGCAAGUUCUGGGAGAAACAUCUAUCUGAAGGCGUUUAUGAAUUCCUGGGCGUUGACGCAACAGGUCGCAGCAACAAGUUUGCUGGUGUUGUCACGUCGGGCUUGACGGCAGGCGAUUUUCAUACCGUCUCACCGGAAGAGGUAAAGACAAAAUUGAGCCUGGCCACCAAAGGCCUCCUUGAAUCGGGCAACAUAUCAUGUGUCGUCAUGGGCUGUGGAGGAAUGGCAGGGCUAGAGGACAUUAUUCGUUCUACCGCAAAAGAUGUAUACGGGGAGCAGAGAGCCAGGGAGUUGUACAUUGUGGAUGGUGUCAAGGCAGGUAUUAUGCAACUGCAUCAGAGCAUAAAUGGCGCAAAAACCUUCAAAUAG
Metarhizium acridum CQMa 102 is the source of this 816-nucleotide messenger RNA. Lineage: Eukaryota; Fungi; Ascomycota; Sordariomycetes; Hypocreales; Clavicipitaceae. The record is from RefSeq and is a predicted model, not a curated record.